AUGAGGAACCAGUUGCAGAUACAAAGAAAGGUAACUGUGAAUGGCUUCAUUCUUGAUCCUUCGCAGGUUAAGUUAGCAAACUGGAUUUUCCAGACAUACCCUGAAACUGCAGUGAAUGUCAAGCUGCAAGACGAUGAGCUCAGGACAAGAUACAUGAGCCUUCUCUUAGGCAUCAUCAAGAGACUUUACCACAAGCCUCUGCGUGGUCUCACCGAAGAUGAACUGAGCAAAGUUUCCAAGGAGUUGUCUGAUGUGAAACGAGCUGGUUUUAGUGUCGAAUGGUUGGCUUCAAAGCUUGCCAGGGUGUCCUCGGAGAAGAAGACUUCUGAAGAUCGGAUUCGGGAACUCAAAAAAGAGCUCCAACAACUUAAGCUUACGGUGUCAGAGGAGAAGUCCAAGCUGAAUAAGAGACCAUGCUGGAUCACCAAGACUGAGAUACAUAUUUCUUUUUAG
This is a messenger RNA of Thlaspi arvense, 453 nucleotides long. Lineage: Eukaryota; Viridiplantae; Streptophyta; Magnoliopsida; Brassicales; Brassicaceae. The record is from the annotation of a GenBank genome assembly.